This is a messenger RNA of Gavialis gangeticus (Gharial), 701 nucleotides long. It is a transcript of the gene TBCA, whose product is annotated as tubulin folding cofactor A. Gene Ontology annotation, cellular component: cytosol; microtubule cytoskeleton. Bases 64 to 390 code for a protein of 108 amino acids. NCBI's taxonomy places the organism in Eukaryota, Metazoa, Chordata, Crocodylia, Gavialidae. Gene Ontology annotation, molecular function: beta-tubulin binding. The transcript has 4 exons. Gene Ontology annotation, biological process: tubulin complex assembly; post-chaperonin tubulin folding pathway. The record is from RefSeq and is a predicted model, not a curated record.
GGCAGGCAGCGCCGCCUCCCGCCGCUCCGGCCCGGCUGUUGGAUUCGCGCCGCCCCUCCCGCCAUGGCAGACCCGCGCCUCAGGCAGAUCAAGAUCAAGACGGGCGUUGUGAAGCGGUUAGCAAAAGAAAAAGUUAUGUAUGAAAAAGAAGCAAAACAGCAAGAAGAAAAGAUUGAAAAAAUGAAAGCUGAAGCAAGUGAUGAUUAUGGAAUUAAAAAACAGACUGAGAUCCUGCAAGAAUCUCGAAUGAUGAUUCCAGACUGCCAACGCAGAUUAGGAGCUGCACAUGCAGAUCUCACUCAGCUGUUAGAGAAUGAAAAAGAGUUGGAAGAAGCUGAAGAAUAUAAAGAAGCACGUUCAGUACUGGAGUCAGUGAAGCUGGAAGCCUAGAUGUGUUUUCAGUACUGUUUUUAUGCAUUAGCAUUUGGGUCCAUUCCACACUUUAUUGUUUGACCAUCACUGUCUUAUUUCAAGUAGCAUAACAAUACAGUGACUUGCUGAGGUUCCUUUUAUGCAGUUGCAAAUGAUUGGCUUUUCUCUAAACCUAAAGAUGCAUCAAGUAAAAAAUUUUGUCUGGUAAAUGUUUGUGUGUGGUUCUGUUCAUAGGCAAAUAUUAACACUUGAAGCUGACUUUGAGUGUAUCAAAUAAUAAAACACAUCUGUGCAUUUUAAGAAAUCAAUAAAGGACAUUGUGUACCACA